This is a messenger RNA of Geodia barretti, 303 nucleotides long. NCBI's taxonomy places the organism in Eukaryota, Metazoa, Porifera, Demospongiae, Tetractinellida, Geodiidae. The record is from the annotation of a GenBank genome assembly.
AUGGCCAUGGACCUGACCGAAAGUGCGGAGCCGGAUCAAUCCGAUGCCCCGUUGAACCACAAAGGACUUGCCAAGCUGAAAUUUACUUCCCAACCUAAUGUGGUAGAGUCCAGAAUAUCGCUACCCGCCGAUCCCGAAGAAUCCAUCUUGUUGGAACAUAUCACCGACGAACCUACGCACAUUGACGACUUGGUCCGCCUCUGUAAUCGCCCAGUCGCGGAGGUGAGUAGCCUGCUCGCCAUGCUCGAAUUGAAGGGGCUGGUUCAAUCGGUUAGCGGAAUGCACUACAAACUGCUCAUCUGA